AUGAGCAGCAGCGCCCUGCCCGUCUUCACCGGCAGCAGCGCCCUGCCCGUCGCGUCGGGCCGUCGCCCCGCCGAGUGGGAGAACCCAGAGUGCUUCGGCAUCGGCAGAGAGGAGGCGCGCGCGUCGCACUGCGCAGCGGAGAGCAGGGAGGCGGCGCUCGCCGGCAGAGCACAGAGCGGUCGAUAUCUCUCGCUCAACGGAAGGUGGCACUUCCGUUGGUCCGAGAGUGCGCCCGCCAACGGUGUGCCGUCGGGAGACUUCGCCGCGCCGACCUUUGACGACAGCGGCUGGGGCGAGAUCGAGGUGCCCGGCAACUGGGAGCUGCAGGGCCACGGGUUUCCAAUCUACACAAACGUGCAGUACCCGUUCGAGCACAACCCGCCCGCGAUCGCGUACAAGGGCCGCGAGCCCGGCGCGCGCUACAACCCGUGCGGCGAGUACCGCACCGCCGUCGACAUGCCUUGGGACCCCGCGGCCGGCCCAGUCUAUCUCCACCUCGGCGCUGUCACAUCGGCGGUGUACGUCUGGGUCAACGGGGCGGAGGUGGGCUACUCGCAGGACUCGAAGCUGCCCGUCGA
Emiliania huxleyi CCMP1516 is the source of this 578-nucleotide messenger RNA. RefSeq lists its product as hypothetical. Gene Ontology annotation, biological process: lactose catabolic process. Gene Ontology annotation, molecular function: beta-galactosidase activity. The transcript has a single exon. The record is from RefSeq and is a predicted model, not a curated record. NCBI's taxonomy places the organism in Eukaryota, Haptophyta, Isochrysidales, Noelaerhabdaceae. The annotation marks the transcript as partial. Gene Ontology annotation, cellular component: beta-galactosidase complex.